UGUCAACAAACAUAUUUUCCCUAGUUUACGAAUAAAUAAUACCGUAGUACCUUUAUCGUAUAGAUAAAUAGUGUAUAAAAUCAUAGAUGUGAACAAUACGUCCAAAUAAAAGUGAAACAAUAUGACGCUAGCAAUGAGACAGAGAAGACCAAGCUGUGCUGCAGUUGCCACACCAAGGAAAGAUCAGAAAGGUGAUACAGAAAACAAAAGUAAUGUCAAAGUAGUUGUCCGCAUCAGACCAGAAAAUAGUAUGGAACAAAGUGGGAAUCACAGAAUUGUUGUCAGGGCCAUGAAUGAACAUGUUCUUGUUUUUGACCCAAAUGAGCAAAGUUCCCCAGAGUAUGGAUACAGACACCGGCAUCAUAGAAGGGACAUUCGUAAACGACAAAAUAAAGACUUGAAGUUUGCUUUUGAUUAUGUAUUUGAUCCAGGGUCAGCAAACCAUGAAGUUUAUCAACAGACAACAAAGAAAGUCUUAGAUUCCUUCAUGGAAGGUUACAACUGUUCAGUUUUUGCCUAUGGAGCAACAGGUGCUGGGAAGACUCAUACUAUGUUGGGAAACCCGACGAUGCCAGGAGUUAUGUAUCUAACUAUGAUGGAUUUAUAUAACAGGAUUGGUGCUGUGGAAGGACAAAAGACUUGUGAUAUUGCUGUUUCUUAUCUUGAGGUUUACAAUGAACAGAUCAGAGAUUUAUUAAUGGGAGGUAAAACUUUACCUGUUCGUGAAGAUGCAAACAAUGGAGUUGUUAUUCCUGGUUUGUCAUUGCAUAAGCCAAAAGAUGCAGAUGAGCUAUUACACAUGUUACACUAUGGAAAUAAAAACAGAACACAACAUCCAACUGAUGCUAAUGCAGAAUCAUCACGAUCACAUGCUGUUUUUCAGGUUUUUGUCAGACAGAAAGACAGGACAGCCAACAUUUCAGCUGAGGUCAAAGUUGCUAAACUUUGCCUUGUAGAUUUAGCAGGAUCAGAAAGAGCUACUGUUACUAAAAAUAGAGGAAAGAGGUUCAGGGAGGGAGCUAAUAUUAACAGAUCUUUAUUGGCCUUGGGAAAUGUUAUUAAUGCGUUAGCAGAUCCAAAGUAUAAAGGUCAUGUACCCUACAGGGAUAGUAAACUUACACGACUAUUAAAAGAUUCACUUGGUGGUAAUUGUAAGACUGUUAUGAUAGCUGCAGUAAGUCCAUCUGGUCAUACCUAUGAAGAUACUUACAACACAUUAAAAUAUGCAGACAGAGCAAAGAAUAUUCAGUCUACGCUGAAGAAGAAUGUACUAAAUGUAGAUUUUCAUGUGGCCAGAUAUGGAGAGAUUGUAGAGGAACUGAGGAAGGAGAUUGUGGAAUUAAAAGAGAAAUUACGAUUUUAUGAAGAAGGAAAACUUGUGAUGACUGUUACUCAGACAAGCAGUGUAGAAAUCUGCAGACUGAAAGAAAAAUUAGACGGUGUAUUCUGUACUAGGUUAAAGUUCUGUAGAGAAUUUUUAGAUGCUGAGCUGAAGAGUAGAGAUUUGGAGUGGAAAAUCCACAGGAAAGAAAAAUGCCUAUCCAGGAUGGCUUUAAUUAGUGAUAACGCUUCAGGGUUAGCAGAUAAACUUAAAAAGAUGGUUUCUUCAUCAAGGAGUCGCUUGGAUCAGUUCCAUGGCAAUAGGGACAAAUGUAUGAAAAGUUUGUUGGAAAAUAGGAAAACUGUAGCAGAAAUGGAAGAAAGUGUCAAAUCACAUGAUAAUUGUUCUGGUGAUAAUCUAGAAACUCAGGUAUGA
Molecule: messenger RNA, 1756 nt
Organism: Mytilus californianus (California mussel)
Lineage: Eukaryota; Metazoa; Mollusca; Bivalvia; Mytilida; Mytilidae
Product: kinesin-like protein KIF18A
Exons: 12
Coding region: 122-1756 (544 amino acids)
Biological process (GO): microtubule-based movement; mitotic spindle organization
Molecular function (GO): microtubule binding; microtubule motor activity; ATP binding
Source: RefSeq, a predicted model, not a curated record